Molecule: messenger RNA, 859 nt
Organism: Annulohypoxylon truncatum
Lineage: Eukaryota; Fungi; Ascomycota; Sordariomycetes; Xylariales; Hypoxylaceae
Product: RF-1 domain-containing protein
Exons: 2
Coding region: 257-826 (189 amino acids)
Biological process (GO): translational termination
Cellular component (GO): mitochondrion
Molecular function (GO): translation release factor activity
Source: RefSeq, a predicted model, not a curated record
AGCGGAAGUGACGUCGCGUUGUCGGAUUUUGACAGCUGCCAGUCAACAAUUUGUGCUCGUAUAUCGUUAAACUGUACGAAGCUAUAGACAUUUUGUUCGUGACGUUGUCCCCCCUAUAGCUUAGUGGUUGACAGAAAGUCCGGGAUAAUUGACUUCAUUACGAGAAAUGGCCUGACUCGAUAGAUGGCCCUACCCCCUGGACACGAUCUCUAACCGUUACUGCUGGUAGUGCGGGACGACGGCGAUAAUAACGACGAUGCCACCGUUGCUGCGACCACUUCGCAGUCUGCUCGCACUCCGUUCUACCAGCCAACGGACACUCUCCGCUCCCACUCUUGCGUUGCGGGUAUCCUUCUGCACCUCCGGACCCCUCCUCAAGCACACCAACCUCCCACCACGUCCUAAGCCUCCACCAGAGGAGGAAAUCGAGGAGGCUUUCCUGAAGGGUAGCGGGCCGGGAGGGCAGAAAAUCAACAAAACCAACUCCGCGGUCCAGCUCAAGCACAUCCCCACCGGCCUCGUCGUCAAGUCCCAAGCCACGCGCUCGCGGAGCCAGAACCGGAAGAUCGCGCGGCAGCUGCUAGCCGACAAGCUCGACCAAAUCGCGCGCGGCGACCAGAGCCGCUCCGCCGUCGUCGGGGAGUUCAAGCGCAAGAAGAAGGCCAGCUCCGCCAAGAAGAGCCGGAGGAAGUACCGGAAGCUGGAAGAGGAGAAAGCUAGGGCUGCGGGGGAAGAGACUUUGGAGGGAGAGGAAGAAGUAGACGAAGAAGACGGCGAGUAUGAGGAAGAUGCGCCGGAUGAAGGAAAAUCGAAUGUUCCUAGGUAAACCAAAUGAAUACAAUCCAUUGACUUACUCAAA